UGGCGGCCAUAUUGAAUAUUAUCUGUUGACAGUUGUGUCUCAAGGUAGCUCAAAGAUUUUGUUUUAGCUAACUUAUGCUAGAAGUCUGUUGUGCUUUUUAGUUGAAUUAGGACUUAUGUCCUAAACUUUUUAUGGUUUUAUUUAAACCAAAAGAUGGAUGAAGAUGAACGGCAGAGGAAACUGGAAGCUGGGAGAGCUAAGAAAUCCUCCAAAAUGCCACGAAGCCAGUCGCUUGCUAUCUUCCGACAGAAGCGGGCGAAAAGCGACGGUGCGGGGGCGGCGAAAAAGACGCAGAAGAGGAAGGGCCAGACUGUCUCGCAGAAUGACAGCGCAACGCAAGAACAUCUCGUAGUACCAGCUCUUUCUUCAGCCAGUGACACAGAGCUGAACAACAAGACCAACUAUGAUGAGGAACCCCAGAAGACAGAGAAAUCAGCGGUUCUGCAGAACCAACGACAGAAGGAUCAGCCUCCCACCCUGAAGCAAAGCCCAUCCCCAGUGGAAGAUUUUAGAGAAGAGGAGCUAGUUGCACUCACUGGCAAAGAGCAGCUCAAGCAGUUACAGCAGGCUGUGGAGAAGCGUAAUGAGAUAAUUGCGAGGCUCAGCUCCAACCUGCAGGAGGCCCUGGCCAGCAGAGACCAGGUACAACUGGAGGCACAGUCACUUGCUGGACAGAUUCAGGCACUACAGAGACAACUCCAGCAGACCAGUUUAGAGUUUGUGCGCAUCAAAAGUCAAACAGGGACUGAAGUCCUCAACACUCAACAACAGCAUGGCCAUUGCUCCCAAGAUGCAGACAUCAGUCAUAAGGAGGCACCAUCAGGGAGUGCAGGUCCUGGCACCCAGUCAAGUGUUGAAGACUUCAGCACAGACACUGACAGUGAGACGGACACUAUUCUGCACAAACUGAGGGCUGAGCUGGAAGAAGAAAGGGAGAACAGCCAGCGCAUAUGUGCUGAACUAGUGGAGGAGAUGGAGAAACACCAACAUGUGCUUUCUGUACUGGAGAAGGAGAAGAAAGGCAGGGAAGAAGAGCGAAAAGAAAGGGAGGCACAGCUGCAAGACCUCCAGACCCAGUUAAACUUAGUCCAAACUCAGUGCCUUGAGAUGCAGCAGUACAAAGAGGAGAAGGAGAAGCUGAACAGAGAAGUGCUGGAGCUGAGAAAGAGGCUUCAGGAGGAAGAAGAUGCAGAGAUGAGAUUUAGCGAGGAGGUGGCCAGCUCUGCCCUUCGUCUCCAGAGCCUUGAGGAUGAAAAACGAAGACAGGAGGAGGAGAUGCAGAGGCUAAAAGAGGAGCACAGAGAGGAGGUGGAGAGAGUCAGGCAGCUGUUGGAGGAGAGGGAGAAAGAACUGAAGUUCAGAGAGGAAGAGGUCAUAGGACUCAAAGCUUCUAAGAAUCGGAAGAACCAAGCAAAAGCUGGUUUUAGUUGUGAUGAAAGUUUUAGUAUUGAUGAGGCCAAUCUGGAAAGUGGAUCUGAUCAGGACAGCAUGAAUGUAUCAGUACCUGGGGAUACUCUAAUGGAGCGCUACUUGUCUUCAGCUCCUGUAGCACACUCACAAUCUUCAGUGGUCAAUGAAAGCUUUGAACACUGCCAUCAGCUGGACAUCUCUGCAGAUUACAGUUUUGAGCUGAACAGUGAAGUGUUGGGAGAUGAACCUCUGUUGUCAGUUUCAAACCGUUUCCCCGAAGAAACCGACAGCCUCCACAACAGUUCUAGCCCACACUGCUCCCCUGGCAUCCUUGUGGCUGAUAAUACCAACCCUCACUCUCUAUCUCAGUGGCUUCACAACUCCACUUCCGGCGAGCUGGAGAUGAGUAAACUGUCCAAGCAGCAGUUUGAGGAGACGGACCUGGAAAAAGAGCUGCUGAAUCAGCAGUGUGGGGAGCUCCGUGAGGAGCUGGCUCUCAAGGACAGGGACUUGGAUGUGUUAAGGGAGGAAGUCAUCAAGAGUGCUGAAGAGCUGGAGGAGGCCAGGAGCAGGUGGGCCCAAGUAACAGAAGAGCUCAGGCAGGCUCUAUGUGAACUUGAAGAGGAGAAGGAGAAGAGGAGACAUGUUGAGGAGGAUAUGAACUUGAAAGCCCAUGAACAAGACAACCUGAAGAACAAACUCAGUGCCAUAAUGGAAGAAAGAGAAAAGGAGAAUGCUGUAAUGUUGAUGGGAAAGGAAGGUGCUGAAACCUCCCCGCUGGUUCCAGCAACCUCUCCAUCAGAGGAGGAAGAUAAACUGGUAGGGGAGCUAAAAAAUGAGCAGGAGAAGGAGGCUGCACUCCUGUCUCAUCAAAAACAGCAGGAGCUGCUGGUAUUGUCUCUGCGGGAGAUAAAGCAGGCUUCAAACUCUGCCAGACAAAGCCCAGAGCUCAGAGAUGACAACCAGCUGCAAACACUACAGGCUCAUUGUGAACGUCUCAUGUUGGAGCUAGAGGAGACAAAAACAAUGCAUAAAAGCAGAGCAGCCCUACUAGGUCAAAGGACAAUGGAGCUGGAUGAAACAUUAAAGGAUCUUGAAGCUACUCGUGCACAGGUUCUAAAUGGUCAAACAGAGGUGGAGAGAUUGCAGAAAGAGCUGGAGAACAGACAGGGCUGUCUUGACAGUGCUGAAAGAGAGAAGAGUGAACUGGAGUCUCAAAUCCUCUGUUUGAGACAAAACCUGGCCAACCUGGAGGAGGCCCAAGCUCAGGCAGUGCAGGAGAGGGAGGAGCACAUGAGAAAAGAAAAGGAGAUGGAUGAACAGAUUAUAAAAAUGGAACAAGUCUUGGAGGAGGAACUGGAACAGUUUGAGAACCUGCUAAAAGCCAAGGAUAUUGAGUUGGCUGAAGAGAGGGAGAAAUGGGAGGAAGAGAGACAGGAGAAGGAGAAAGAGCUCCUUGAUGUGAGGCAUCACCUGGAGGAGCAGAGGAGGGAGAGGGAGGAGGAGGUGAAGGCUCUCCUGGAGAAGCAGGUUGUGGCUGUUGAGGAGGCUACAGAAAGGCUCAAGACAUCUCACAAACAGGAGAUAAAAGCCCUGAUGGAGAAACAUCAACAAGAGAUUUCUGAUUUGAACACUCACCUGGAGUCAGAACUGCUGAAGAGACAGGCCAUUAUGGAGGAAGAACAGAAGAGACAGAUCAGCCUAAUCAAACAGGUGACUGAGCGUGAGCAUGAGAGGAUGGUUUCAGAGCUGACUGCCAAACACAAUGAGGAGCUUAGUCAAUUGAGGACAGAGCUGUCCUUGGAGCUGAGGGAGAGCAUGGAGGCUGCCCACCAGGCUGAACUGCAGCAGGCACAGGUCCAAAAGACUGUAGAGCUUGAAGCCUUGCGUCUGAGCCUGACCAAUGUCCACAUGUCCCAGCUGGAGCACUACCAGGUAAACUUGCAGCAGGAGCAGGAAUCAGCUCUCACCAAGGUCAAGGCAUCUCUGAGGGAGACAUUUUCCCAGGAAAGUGCCCUCCUGCUGACCCAGCAUCAGUUAGAACUGGACCAGAUCAGACAGCAGAACCUGGAGCAGCAGGAGAGACUGCAUGAACUGCACCAACAAGAUAUAAAUGAGUUGAAGCAGCAGUGGGAGAUGUCUGUUGCUCAGGAGAGAGCUGCCAUGGAGGAAAAGCAGGCCAAAGAGAUACAGGCUCUAAGGUCACAGUGGGAUAUGGACACUGAGAGCACCAAGUCAAUCCUCCAAACAUCUCUCUCAGAGACCCAGAACAGCCUUACUGCCACCCAGACAGAACUCGCCAGUACCCAGGCCUCCCUCACCCAGACCAAUAAAGCUCUAACUGAAGCCCAGGCAGCUCUGUCCCAGACCCAGUCAGAGCUGCUGGAGUUGGGAGCCAGGCUGGAGAACCUCCAGACCUCCAGUAAGGAGCAGAACCAGAAACUAGAGGAGGAGCUGAAACAAGCCUGGUCUGACAGAGAUGCUGCUGCUCGUGCUCUCGAGGAGUUGGUUUCUAGUCAUAAAGCAGUGCUGCAGGAGAAAGAGCAGCAAGCACUCCACCUAGAGGAGAAGGAACUGCAACUGCAGCAAGAAGUUUUGCGCCUACAGGAGGAGAAGACUUUGCUAAAACAGAGCUCAGAACAAGAAGUAGGUCAGUUGUGGACUCAGCUGGAGAGCAUGAGGACUAGUCGCCAAGAGUUGGGAGAGCUGAAGGAGCAGCUGCUCGCUCGCUCAUCUCGUGUGGAUGACAUUGAGCGCCUAAAGACAGAGUUUAAUGAACAAAAACAGGAAAUCAAAGAGCAGAAUGAGGCUGAGCUUGAAAGCCUGAGGAGGUAUUUUGAGCAGCGAUUGCGGGUAACAGAGGAAAACUACAGAGAGGAAAUUACUCUGCUCCAGCUGAGACUGGUGGAAGGUGCCUUGGAGGAGUCUGUGCUUAAAACCACAGAUGACAGUUUCAUAUCUCAAGGCCAAGCUGAAGAGGAAAAAGAUCAUGUGCUUUCUGAUACUGGCCUCAAACUGGAGAAACACAAGGUGCACUCAGACCUCACUGACCACUACUAUGAAGAGCUGCAGGAGAUGAAGUCUCAGCAUGCCCUGGACCUGGAGCAACUCAGAGCCAAACUUUCUGAACGUCACUUACAAGAGCUUGCCAGAGUUCGUUUGGAGGCUGCAAGGCAGGUUGAGGUGGAAGUGGAACAGGAGAUGUGGUGUCACACUGAGGAGCUGCAGACAAGGAUGACCAUUAUCCACACCUUGGAGAACAGACUGGCUACCUUGAGUAAACAACAUGAUGCAGAAAUGCAAAGGAACAAACAAAAGUUGAAGCAGGAGUUUGCUCGGGAGCACGUUCAUCUUGAGGAAGCUCUGAAACAGGAGAGGGAGCGUGUGCAAGGGGAGAUGAAGAGGCUGAGAGAAGAGCUCCAAGAGAAGCAUGAAGCUGAGCUUUCUGCCCUGAGGUCAGACCUUGACAGAGAGAUGGAGAAGGAGAGGACACGCCUUGAAAAAGCACUUCACGAGGAAGAGGAGAAGUUAAAGUCUCUACAGGCUGCACUGGACAACGAUGAGAGCCCACAGGUCCUAAAAGUGAGGCAGAGACUGGAGGCCGAGUAUGACAGUGAGCUGCACAGGGCAAAGAGCUGCAUGGCAAAAGAAAUCAAGGAGCUCACUGCGCUCCAGGCACAGGGUGAGGAGCGGCUACGCCAAGCCCAAGAGAGCUUCCAAGAGGAAAAAGCAGUGUUGGAUCAGAAUUUGGCCCAAAAAUAUGAAAUCUCUCUGGCAGAGCUAAAGAACAAACAUCAAACUGAGCUGGAACAUGAGAGAGCAACACUACUGAACAAACACUCCCAGGAGAUGGACACACUUGAAGCCAAACACAAAGCACAACUAGAUUCUCUCAGUGCCCGUCACAGAGAUCUGCUUGCAGCUAUGGCCGUUGAGUUUGAAUCCAAACACAAUGCCGAGCUUGUUGCCUUGGAAGCAGCCCUCAAUUCCAAACGAAAGGCAGACCUUGAAUGUCUAGAGGCCCUCUUUCAGGAGACCAACCAGGCUCAGCUGGAGGCUUUAGAGGCUGAGUUAGCUCGCAAACACCAGGAAGAGAGGGAUGAACUGGAAAAGAGGAUGCUGGGUAAUAUGGACACUUUGGAGGCCACAUACCUGAAGGAAGUGCAAUCACUGCGUGAUGAAAGGGUGCACCUUGAAGAGAGACAUCGUCAAGACCUGAAUCGCCAGAAGUCAGAACAUAGGCAGAUGAUGGAGUGCCAUGCUGCAGAGCAGCUGUCCAUCAGGGAGGAGCUGAGGAAAGAGCUGGCUCAGGUGCACAUAGAGAAGUUUAGUGCCAUGGCAGCAGAGCUCAGCCACGUUCACAAGACUGAGCUGGCUGCUCAAAAAGAGGCCUUAGAUACUGAACACUGCAAAGCCCUGGAGACCCUUAAAAAGCAGGUUUUAGAACUAGAGCAACAACACGGCACUGCUCUUCAGGAGCUCUCGCAUACCUACACUGAUGAGAAGGAGCAACUCAGCGAACAGCACCAACUCCAGCUACAGGAGUUGAGGGGUGUCUCUGCGCGAGAAUUGGAAGCAUGUCGCAGGGAGCUUGAAGAGGAGUCAUCAAGGCAACGUCAGCACUUCCUAGAAGAGGUGGAGCUCCUCAAAGUCCAAUCAGAGGAGAGACUGCAGGACAGGAUUAAUCAACUGAAGACGGAGUUUGAAGAGCAGAAGCAGGCUGAGUUUGAGGACCUGAGGCGGAGCUACACAUCUGAACAGGAGGAGAAGGAGCGGAGCUACACAGGCAAAAUGAGCCAGCUCACUGCCCAACUGCAGCAGCUAGAUGCUGUGGUGACCCAGCUGCGAGCAGAGGUUGGCUGUCUGCAGGGAGAGUUAGAAGGGAAGCGUGCAGAGAUGGAAACUUUGGACACUCUCCUCCAACGAAGGGAGCGAGAGAGUCAGGAGGGAGGCAACCUUCUAAAGAUGCUCACUGAUGACUUACAGACUGCUAAAGAGGAAAGACGUAAACUGCAGCAUGCCAAUGAAAUGCUGAGGAAGGUGCUGAUUGAGAUGGUUCGCAGCACCAUUGCAACAGAAGAGCUGAUUGGACAGAAGAUCACUGCCAGAGCCAAAACAUCUGAGCAGGCAACCCAUCAGAGGAGCCCAACAGGGAACAAAGUUGCACAAGAAUCAGGUAUUUCAGUUGCAGACUUGUCUUCAGAUGACCUGGAGCUGACCCAGCUGCUCUGUGAGAGCCUGCUGGUUUCAGAUACUCAGAUCAAUCCUGGGGGUGAAGAAGCAGCUCUGAAUGCCUGCAGCAGACUGCGUCACACUGUUGACACACUACUGGAGCUGCUCAACCAGGCCAACACACAGCUGGAGCAAACUCAUGGUGUCCACCUUUCUCUGGAGGAAAAGUUCUCUCAGGGCAGAGAAGACUCCGCUCAACUCCUUGAGCAGCACAAGCUCCUGUUGGAGCAGCUCGAUCAGGAGGCGAAGCUGAAGAGUCACCUCCAGCUGGAACUCCACAAGGCAGAGGGGCUUCUGGAUGGUUUUGUGGCUGAGAAAGCAGUCCUAGAGGAGUCUCUGCAGCAGAAGGAGGUGCAGGAGGAGAGACUAGUGGAGGAGCUGGAGGACCUGAAGGUGAAGCUGCACCAGAUGCAGGGUCUCACUGCAGAGCUGGACGGCCUCAGAAUGAAGCAUCAGGAGCUCAGUGAGGAGCACACACUUCUCCUGCGCCAGAAGGAGCAUCUCUCCGCUGAUCUUGGGGAGAGGGAGAAAGCUCUACUGGCAGAGACGGAGCGUUUGGCCCAGGAUAGGCUAGACUUGCAGCGGCAGGCAGAGAAGGACCACAGCUCUCUGUCGCUGCGCCUCAGGGCCCUGGAGAGAGAGCUGGACGAGCAGGAAACAAAAGGCUUGGAGUCAGAGCAGCACCACAAGACCCACACUGAAGACCUCAACCAGCGUGUCCAAGCACUCGAGAAACAGCUGAAACAUGACCGGCAGUUUAUAGAGGAGCAGGCUGUGGAGCGUGAACAUGAGAGAGACGAGUUCCAGCAGGAGAUCCGAAGGCUGGAGGCCCAACUCAGACACACAGCCUGUGUGGAUAACAAAGGACACAGGUUUGAGGACUUGGUUCUGCAGGUGGAGAGUCUACAAGCUAUCAUCAAAGACAAGACAGAGGACCAUGCCUCCUUGCUUACAGCUAAUCAGCAAGCACAGCGCGAUCUUGCAGAACGCAACGAGGAGAUAGACAAGCUAGCUGGGCGAAUCAGAGAGCUAGAGCAAGCACUGCUGAACAGUGCUGAGAGUAAUAGAUCUAUGAGUCAACUGGAACAAGAGCUCCACAGAGCAAAGUCAAGAGAACAGGAGCUCACACAAGAUAAACAGGCACUGGAGCAACAGCAGUUGUCCAACAGGCUUCAGAUCUCCGCCCUGCAGUCCAAACUGGAUGAGACUAGACACUGUUACCAUGACAACACACGUGAUCCCACCCAGGAACUUAGGGAUGCUCUGGACGCUGCUCAGCAGAGCCUACAGAGCAAAGAGCAAGAGGUCGAGGUUCUGCUUGGCCAACUGGAGAAUGUGCAGAGGGACUUGAGCAUCAAAGAGGUUGAACUAAAACACCUCACCCUACAGCUGGAGCUGCUGACCAAUCAGAAUGCAGGUCACGUUAACGAGCUCCAAGAACAGAUUGCUGCCCUAAAGGAGAAUGUGUCUGCUCUCACCAUACUCAAGGAGGAGAGAGAGGAACAAAGAGAGGUGGGGGAUACAGAGGAAGAGAUGCUCCCCUCAGCAUUACUCCAGGAGAAAAAUCAGGAGAUCGACCACCUCAACAAUGAGAUCCAAAGACUGGAACAGGAGUUGGAGAACGUGGGGGACAACAAGGUUUUGGAGGCUGAGCUUGAGGAUCUGCGCUCACAGGUGGAACACCUUCAGUCUGAAGUCACAAGAGUGCGUGAGGACAAACAGGAGGAAGAGGAGCGCCUUCAUGAGGUCAUCAGCACAUUGCAGGCAGAACUCGCCACAUUAGGCCCCAACCUGCAUGAAGUCAGUGAUUCUCAAGAUGGCGACAGCAUCAAUCCCUCGCCCGCUCCCAGCCCUGAACCUCACCACUAUACCAUCCAGGAACAAGAGAGGAGGGGAGGGCCGAACAGCUUGAAGCAAGAGCUCAGUCUGACUCAUUCUGCCUCAUCUCGUUCCCUUCGAUCUCGUCUCCAGGCCCUUCAGAUCCAGCUGGAGACUGCUGUGGCAGAGAAAGAGGGACUGGAGCGAUUACUACUCACUCAGGAGGAUGAGUAUAGAGGACACGGGGAGGAGUUCGGAAAGAGGCUGAAAGCUGAGAGGGAGAGGGCAGAUGAACUCCAAGGUCUUCUCACCGUCAGAGAAGGUGAGCUGGAGGAAAUCAAAGCCCAGAUAGAAGAUGAGAGGGAGAAGAGGAAACUAUCUGAAGAGGAGAGGGAUAGUUGCAAAAUUCAAGCUCAAGAGAUGAGCGCCCUGCAUGAGAAGAACGCCCACCUCAGCUCUCUGAUUAUGGAACUCCAAAAGAAAGAACAGGAGAACGUGAGCGAGAUUGAGAAUCUAAAAAUAAAGGAGCAGGAGAUGAAAGUAGAAAUGGAAGUCCUCAGAGAAACUAGUCUCACUCUUGAGAGACAAGUCCAGGAGGUAAGAGCCAAGGUGGUAAACAUGGAGGAACUGGUUGCUGAGGAAAGGACAAAGAUUAAAACCCUUAAGACUGUGAAGGGAGAGCUUUCUGCUGAACGUGAGGCACUGAGGAGGAGGGAAGGGAAACUCCAGGAGGAAAUUGAAAGGCUCAGGCAGGAAGUUACUUCAAUGAGAGCUUGUAUCCAGGACCUGACAGUUCAGCUCAAUGAGAAGGAAACCAGUCAAGAAGAGGCUCAAAAGGAAGUGCUGACCCAUGCAGAGGUGACCCUGGCUAAAGCAGAUGCUGCCUUGAGACAGAGGGAGGCUGAGCUCUCCAGACUGAGGGCAGAAUAUCAGGCUCUGAGGGCGGAGCUGACUGCGGUGAAACAGGGUCUGAGUACCAGUACAGAAAGGGUGGAGAAACUACAUAAGGAAGGACAGGUGACUAAAGACCGUGCUCUAGUCGACCUGGAGACUGAUAACCAGCUGCUGAAGGCGAAGCUUCAGGGUCUACAAGAAGACCUGGUUGUACAGGAAGAGGAACUGGCCUAUCAGCAAAGAGAACUACAGCAACUCAGACAACACUGUCACCAGCAGGACACACUUCCUCACCAACAAGGACAACCACAAAAGGAUAUUUCUCACAGAGCUUUUGAGGACAUUGUGAGUGUCUCUCGUGAUGAAGCCUCUCUGAGCUCUCCAGAGGUUUUGAGGAGACUCGAAUGCUCGGAAGACAGAAUCCAAGAACGGUUCCACGCCUCUGUUGUCUGCUCACGUCUAUCGGAGUUCAGCGCUCUGAACAGCACAGGCCUUGAUCUCCCCCAAGUAAAGACCUCUCCCAGGGUUGUGAUGGAGCCUCCACACUCCAGGACCAUCACACCAGAUCCAGCCACACAGAGCACCCACUCCCCAGGGUCCGUGUCGGUGUCUGACAACUUCUCCAUGCUCGACUCACUGGACACUGACAGAGUGCGUGAGUUGGAAGGACUUGACCUAACAGCACCUCCAUCUCCUCUUGGCUCCACCUCCUCCUUGUCUGCACCAGAAUGGGCCAGUGAUGGAUAUGGCAGCAAUGUGAGUUCAGAAUUGGGUGCAAGGCUGAGAUUGGAGCUGGAACAGACUGAAAGGCUGGAUGCUCAGUUUGUUGAGUAUCUCCGCUGCCGAGGAAUAAACCCCACAGUUAACACAGAUAGUGCUGCUGGCAGUAUGAGCUACAGUGAUGACCUGUUGUCACCUGAGCUUCAGGGUCUGUUGAAGAAAGUGUAUCAAGAAAGCUGCCGAAUUCUCACUUUGUCCCAACGUCGUGCCACUUCCUCAACUCAACCUCAUCUUUCAGGCGUAAAAGCCUUCUCAUUGAGUCAGACACAGCAUCAUUGUCAAGAUAGCUCCACCCUACUGGCCCAUCAGGACAAAUCAUCCUCCAACCCGCCCAUGAGCUGGCAGCAGGAGAAGAGGGCACUGCAGGAGACUGUGAUUGCUCUCCGAGAGCUGCUCUGUCGUAUGGCCCAGAGACAAACACAAACUGACUACAGAGGUGAUGAUGACUGGUACAGUGAUCAGCUCCGGACUGAUGGACGGGUUGAAUCCCAACUGAGGGCAGAGCUGGAGGAGAGCCAGAAACAACUGAAAUGUGCUCAUGACACUCAGCAAGAGCAAAAGAUCAAAAUGCAGUCACUCAGGUUGGCUGUAGAAGAGGGUGAGGAAGCUUUGAGAAGAGAGCAGACCAAAGUCCAGGAGCUUCAACAACAACUGGAGCAGGAGAGAGCUCUGAGUCUCCGCAAAGACCGAGAAGAGGAGGAAAGGAGAGGGGCUGUGCAAGUAUCCUCUGAGCAGCAGAGGUCAGAGGUCAUGGCUCUGAAGGGUCAGGUGGAGCAGGAGAGGGUGGCCUGCAGCAACGUCAGACGGGAGCUUCAGAUUGAACAGUCCCGCAGUGUGCUGCUGGAGAAACGCCUAGACGAAACCCAGAAGGAGUUAGAAGAUGAACGCCAACUUUCUGCUCACCAACAAGAGCUCAGCUUGCAAGAAAAAACUCGUCUUGAGCGCCUUCUGACUGAAGCAGAAUCUCGCUCAGCAGAAAUUCACUCUAAGCUCACAGAUGCUCACAGGAAGCUGGAUGAAGAAAGAGACCGUUGCUCCAGGCAGGUGGAUGAACUCACGAGCAGACACGAGGUGGAUGCAGCCAGAGACCGGAAGUUCAUCUCUGACAUGCGCGCCCAGCUAGAGCAGGAGCGAAGGCAGGCGGAGGAGCUGGCAGCUGUGAUGGACAAAGUCAGAGCGGAGCUAAUGCAGAGCAGAAGGAAAUGGGAAGAGGAGGACAGAACAAGGAGGGAGGAGCUACAGAGGGAGCAGGAGGCUGCCACCCGAAAUCGCGUAGCUAUGGAGACUUUGACGGAGCAGAAACGGGAAAUCAGCCGCGCUUUAGAGGUGGAGCAAGGGCUGUCCAGACGCCAAGGGGUGGAACUGGCUGAGCUGAAGGAGAGACUGCGACUACUGAAGGACAAGGAGAGGGAGAGGGAGGAGCAGUGGGAGAGAGAGAGGAGGAAGGGGAGGCAAGAACAGAUGGAGAGGGAGAGACGACAGGAGAGGACCAAUAACAAACUGUGUGAGUUGGAGUUGUUGAGGCAACAGGACCAGCAGCGCAUGCAGGAGCUGCAGCGCACUCUGGCAGAGCUGGAAAGAGAGGAGAGAGAGAUGGCUGCUCAGAGGCUGUCCGGGCGAACCACAGAGCAGCAACACGAGGCUGCAUCUUCACAGCAGCUCCAGAGUAAAUUCCAGGCAGAUGGCACACAACAAAACCAGCAGAUGCCGUCAUCACUCAGUCUGUUGGAAAGGCUGUUGAAGGAGAACUCCGAGCUGACAGAGCAAGUGACAUCACUGAGUCAGGAGAGAGCCACCCUCAAACAUAGACUCGCCUGCCUGGAGCGACAGCUGCGGCGCAUGGAGAAUGAGCUCGCCAAGGUCACCACAGAAACUGAAAACAGACCCAUCAAUGAUGUGACCAGCAACAGCAAGGUGCAGCGUCUGUAUGAGCGCUACCUGCGUGCUGAGAGCUUCAGGAAAGCUCUGGUGUACCAAAAACGUUACCUGCUGCUGCUGCUGGGAGGUUUCCAGGAGUGUGAGCAGGCCACACUGUGUCUCAUCGCCCAUAUGGGGGCACGGCCGUCACCCCCACCCUCCUCCCAGCGCAGACCCCUCGGACGAUUUAGGGCUGCUGUACGAGUUGUCAUUGCUGUCUCACGAAUGAAGUUCCUGACCAGAAAAUGGCAUAGAGCGAUCAGAAGAUUAUCUGUAUCUGGGACUGUCAAUUGGCAUGCUCCAGGGCCUAAAGCUGAAGUUUUAAGGCAACAGCCGAGGUUAAAUUAUGACUCCCCACCAAACAGAGACAGUGCCGUCCACAGAGACACUGUGUCCGCUCUUGUUCCACCCACCAAAUCACCCUUCAGGUUGCAUAACAGGUCACACUCCAGCAACAGUCUGGCCUCGGGGCAUUCAGGAAGAACGUCUCAGGAUCCAGAGCGAUCCCUAACAGAUUAUAUCCACCAUCUAGAGAAAGUCCAGCAACGGUUGGUGGGAGCCAAGCAAGUAAGCAAGACUCAUUUAGCCCUGCCCCCUAAAGAGGAAAGGAGGAUACAGUCAGCCUGUUCCCCUGAUAUGAUUGGUUAUCGGCAGCGCUGGCUGCAGGAGAAUAGGACGUGGCUGUACCUGAGCUGUUUGUCACCCCUUUACCUGAAUGGUCCAGGUUCGUCCGUUCUCCAGCCCGACCCGAAGUUGUUCGACCACUGAAAGAAUGGAUGCCUGCAUAUCGUUCCAAAACUGUCCAUGCCUUAUAUACCCAUGUAGAAAGGAAUAUCACACGUGUUGAAUUAUUUAAUGACAUGUGAUUUUUAUGAGCACAUAAAUUAUUUUCUAAUAUUUUCUAUUGUAAUUUUGCCCCAUCUCUGUAUUUUGAAGGUCACUCUUGAGAUAUUGCAAGAACAAAUGUUUUUGAUGAUUUUAAAAAGUGCUGUUCGUUAUUUUUCUAAUAUUUUUACUUUUUGUGCUACUGUAUGUAAAUAGGACGAAUGUUCAUUGUACAUGUGUCCAAAUUUGCACUGGUUUUAUACUGGAAAUCCAUGAUCAACAGAGCUAGUGAGUUCAUUAUUGCAUAAAGGUGAACCAUGUGUUUUUUUGUAUUAUCUAUGUUUUUACCAUAAAGUUGAUAAAUAUUUUAAAUGUGUGCUUACAAACCAAA
Messenger RNA from Siniperca chuatsi (mandarin fish), 13267 nucleotides. It is a transcript of the gene pcnt, whose product is annotated as pericentrin. The record is from RefSeq and is a predicted model, not a curated record. The transcript is spliced from 61 exons. Gene Ontology annotation, molecular function: molecular adaptor activity; DNA binding. NCBI's taxonomy places the organism in Eukaryota, Metazoa, Chordata, Actinopteri, Centrarchiformes, Sinipercidae. Bases 154 to 12819 code for a protein of 4221 amino acids. Gene Ontology annotation, biological process: signal transduction.